This is a messenger RNA of Phacochoerus africanus (Common warthog), 2063 nucleotides long. RefSeq names its product chromosome 9 C14orf132 homolog (gene C9H14orf132). The transcript is spliced from 2 exons. Bases 245 to 496 code for a protein of 83 amino acids. NCBI's taxonomy places the organism in Eukaryota, Metazoa, Chordata, Mammalia, Artiodactyla, Suidae. The record is from RefSeq and is a predicted model, not a curated record.
CCCGCCCCGCCCCCAGGCUCCGGGCCCUCCACUCGGUCCGGAUCUGGAGAUCUGGAGCCCAGAGCGCAGAGCCAGCUGAAGGCGCCGCGCCGGCUCGGGCUCCGCCGCCGACACCCGGCUGCUGAGGUCGCCGCGAGGGUUCGGGGACGCCUGCUCACUGCGUGGCCUUCUCCCGGCCAGCUGUGCAGACGGCUGGACCAGCAGCAGCGGCGAGGACUCGAGCGCGGGCAGCAGCAGCGACACCAUGGACCUGUCCUUUAUGGCCGCACAGCUGCCCAUGAUGGGAGGUGCCUUCAUGGACUCGCCCAACGAGGACUUCAGCACUGAGUACUCCCUCUUCAACUCCUCCAACAACGUCCACGCCGCCUCCAACGGCCAGGGCCAGCCGGAGGAGCCCCCGCGGUCCUCCAACGACGCCGUCCUGCUCUGGAUCGCCAUCAUAGCGACGCUGGGCAACAUCGUGGUGGUGGGGGUGGUGUAUGCCUUCACCUUCUGAGCCGCGGGAGCUCCGGGACGGCUCGCCCUGCGCCGGGCUCACAGCCGGGCGCCGUCACCUUGGCCCCUGGCCGCACCCACGUUCUAGAACCAGGUGUCCUGACCCAGGCACACCGCCCCUCCAAGGGGAGCCGCCAUGCGUCUGGAUGUUCCCCCAGCAGCCCUGAUCUCAGAUCCUCCACGCUGUGGUCCAGCUGAUCCAGACGAUAAGGGGGCGCGGGUUUCCAGCUCCUGGAGACAUGAGGGGGCCAAGCCUUGGAGGAGCAGAGUGGGGAGUUCUUGAAAGUGCAUUCCAAGGACAUGCGGCUAGAGGGAACGGCCAGUUUGGUUUGAUGACACGGAUAUGGUUGGAUGAUCAGUUGCGGUCACCGCUGUGUCUUGUUUUGAUGCAGACUUAUCAGCCCUCCAAACUGGAGUGUGCUUGCCCCCGUCUGGUGUCCUGAUCAGCCCCUCGGAAUAUUGGUGGCAGUCCCUUGAAGGGACCUAGAACAUUCUUCACUUGACUUAGAAAUGGCAACGCUGUUAUCAGACACCUGACCCUUUGUGAAACCCAAGGAUGAGGGGUUACCGGUGACGUGGAUUUUGGGGGUGGUGGUAGCAGUGGUUUUUAUCUGCGGGGUGGACACUCUUCUUUUGAAAGAGAGCAGAAGGUUACUUUGAAAAAUUAGAUCUGCCACCCGCCGAAGAUGCUCUUUCUUCUCUGAGAAAUCACAGAGCUUUAGAGAUGAAGGAGACGUGUGUGCACCUCGUUGUUUGGCAGGGAGAGGAGGAGGGGCAGGUCUGCCUGUGGUCAGAGUGGGAGGGAUAUUUUCUGCCUGUCCUCUCUCAGGGCUGCCUGUGCCCCAGCUAAGCGCUGUCUGGAUCAGAUUCCUGGCUCUCAGCUGCCUUGAGGAGCCCAUCCAGAGGGUCCUGAAGCUGUGAGCAGGGUGGACGGGGCGCUAAGACACCCUCGUGCUAGACUCAGUUUGGCUACUGUAUGUUCUUGCAGGGGUGAGUGUCUUCUGCCCGAGUCGGUUUCCUGACUCUCUUGGAAGUCAGUGGCUGGGGGACUGCAAGUCUGGGAGCCGCCUCACUGUUGAGACCAGAGCAGGUUGGGAUGUGCCAGGGCCGGGGUGGGGGCAGAGGAGGGGGAGUGGGCAGGAUCAGAACAGGCUCACUUCUCAUCCAUCCUCAGGCAAGUUCAGGGCCCAGAGCCCCGCUUCUCGAGACAGCCCUCCCUGUGCCCCCAAGGGCGCCAGGAGCUCAGACAUGGGCUCGCUUGCCCACAGGCCAGGAGCGCGUUUUUCCCUGGCUUCCUCCCUGCACUGCACAAACGAAAAGAGAUGGCGGAGUUCCCGCGGUGGCUCACUAGGUUAAGAACCCAACUAGUAUCCCUGAGGAUGUGGGUUUAAUCCCUGGCCUCGCUCAGUGGGUUAAGCAUUCAGCUUUGCUUCAGGCUGUGCUGUAGGUCACAGAUGUGGCUCAGAUCUGGCGUUGCUGUGACUGUGGCCCAGGCCGGCAGCCGCAGCUCCAAUUCCACCCCACCCCAGCCUGGAAACUUCCAUAAGCCUCGGGUGUCACCGUAAAAA